AUGAGCGAAAGUUUACGAGCAAGUAAUGUUAUGUCUGGUGAACCAAGGUGGGUUAAGUAUCAUGUCAAUGGUCUUUUUUUGCCCUCUAGUGUUAUGCGAGUGAAGAAGGCUAUAAUGUUGCUUGAUGAUGUUUUGAUAAAAGAUGUUGUGGUGAACGUAGAGGAUGGUUUAGUUUGUGUAGAAGUUUUUAGUGAAGAUAAGAAUUUUGAGUGGCGUAUUCGUGAUGUAAUCGUUUCUCUGGGAUUUUGUGUUAAAUGUGAAUCUGCUGUAGUGAGUAAUUUUUUGAUUGAAGGAAUGUCUUGUGCAUCGUGCGCUUCACGAAUUGAAUCCCAUCUACGAAGCCAACCUGGAGUUUUUAGUGUUAGUAUUAACUAUGCAACGAUGAGUGGUCAGGUUGAGCAUGAUGAAAAGGUAAUUACUGCCUCACAAUUAAUGGAGGAAAUUGAAAAAAUGGGUUAUACCGUUACUCUUCGAGCUAAUCUAUUAAAUACGGCUCACCCAUUUUACGGUACUGAUACUGGUGAUAUAAGACUAAUGAUUGGUGGUAUGUCUUGUGCCUCUUGUGCCUCACGAAUAGAGUCGUGCGUGCGAAGGUUGGAUGAUGUAGAAGACUGUGUGGUAAAUUUUUCAACAGCGACUUGUACCGUCUACUUGAAACCAGGGGGUGAUAUUGAGCAUGUUAAAGAUAAGAUCGUUUCCAUGGGAUUUACUGUAUGCGUUAUUAGCGGGUACGUGGAAACAGGUGGUGUUAGUGAAACAAAGAAUGCUUUGGAGCGAGCGCGUGAAAUUGAAGAACAUAAAAAAGGUUUUAUAGGAUCUGCAUUGUUAGCAGCUCCUAUGGGAGUAGUUAUGUUGUUAAUGACAACUACAAAUGUUCUUGAUGAUAUUUUUCUCAUGGAAUUAGUGGAGGGAUUGCAAUUUUUGUUAACUACACCAAUUAUAUUUUACUUUGGAUCUGGUUUUUUUACACGGGCGUGGCAAAACCUGCUUCAUAAUUCGUUUACGAUGGAUACAUUGGUUGCUAUAGGUACUGGUGCUUCUUACUUGUAUUCUGUGGUUGCAUAUUCUGUGACACUUUUAACGCAACAUCACAUGAUGACAUAUUUUGAUACUGCUGGUAUGUUACUUGCCUUUAUGUUACUAGGACGUUACCUGGAGGCGCGAGCCAAACGAAGUACUAGUGAUGCCCUAAUUGAGUUAAUGAAUUUGGUUCCUCCUGUCUCUAUUAUUGUUACACCGCAGGGCGAUUUAACUGUACCAUCCACCUCUGUUAAAAAAGGCAUGCGAGUUCGUGUGUUAGCUGGUGACCGUAUCCCGGUGGAUGGCACUGUUGUGGAGGGAAUGACAGAUGUUGACGAGCAGAUGGUAACAGGUGAGGCAGUACUUAAAACAAUAAAGCCUGGAUCUAAAGUAAUUGGUGGCACAACCAAUGUCACCUCAAUGUUUGUUAUGCAGGCAGAUAGAAUUGGUGAGGAAACUAUGCUAUCCCAAAUCCUUCGCGUAGUGCAAGAUGCCCAGAACAGUAAACCUGCUAUUCAACGAAUUGCUGAUCAGGUAGCUGCCUACUUUGUACCGAUUGUCAUUAUCUUUUCUAUAUCCGUUUUUUUGAUUUGGUUACUUAUUGGAGUUUUUGAUGUGUAUCCAUCGGAGUGGCGCCGUCACCAGGAGUCAAUAUUAGUUUUCGCUUUGGAUUUUUUUAUUUCAACAAUUGUCGCAGCAUGCCCUUGUGCAUUGGGACUUGCUACUCCCACUGCCAUCAUGGUAGGAACCGGUGUCGGGGCUAAGAAUGGUAUAUUAGUGAAAUCUGGUGCUAUACUAGAAGUUGUACAUCGCUCUCGUUGUAUUGUAUUUGAUAAAACGGGAACAAUAACAAACGGCAAACUGCGAGUCGUAUUUAAUAAGUGUUAUGGAGAAGAUGUCAGUACGGUAAUAAAUGCAGUGGGAAGUGUUGAACAGCAAUCCAACCACCCUGUGGCAAAGGCAGUAGCUGCUAGUAUUAUUCCAGUAAAUCAGGUGCCAAUGUACGAAGUAUUAAACUCUAAAACACUUAGUGGUUUAGGUGUUGAGGCUUUUGUACGUAGUAUCGAAAAUGGGGCAGAGUUUGAAGUGCAUGUUGGAAGUCUUGCAAUGAUGCAGCAGAUAAACAUAAACAUAUCACUUGAAGUUCAACGUACAGUACAGCGACAAGCCGACCUUGGAAGAACCAUUGUAAUUGGCGCUGUAAAUGGUAUAGCAAGACUUGUCGUUGCACUCUCAGAUGAACCAAAAGACGAAGCGCUAGGUGUUGUUCGUUACUUACAGAAUCAACACUUCCGUGUUCUUUUGGUAACAGGUGAUAACAAGAAUGCUGCUGCACACGUAGCCUCUGCCGUUGGAAUUCAUCCUGGAAACGUUUUUUCUGAGGUUCUUCCCACGACAAAGGCAGAUAUAGUAAAGCAACUACAAGAAGAAGGAAACCACGUGAUUUUCAUUGGGGAUGGUAUAAAUGACAGUCCAGCCCUGGCGCAAGCGGAUGUUGGUGUUGCUCUUGGGGCAGGAACCGAAAUAGCUAUUGAGGCGGCUGAUGUUGUGCUGCUGAACAACAACUUAGUCGAUCUAUUAAAUCUGCAGGCGCUUUCGGUUGUGACAGUUCGGCGGGUUUAUGGGAACUUUAUUUGGGCUUUUGGCUACAAUAUUGUCAUGCUUCCACUAGCUAGUGGAAUGUUGUACCCACUACUACAGAUAAAACUUCCUCCCAUAAUUGCAGGAUCAGCGAUGAUAUUGUCUAGUUUAAGUGUUUUAUUGUCAAGUCUUUCAAUCCGCUGUUUCAAACCCUUUUUACAAGACAGAUUUACUAUUACUUUUUGA
This is a messenger RNA of Trypanosoma theileri, 2847 nucleotides long. Its product is annotated as putative copper-transporting ATPase-like protein. The transcript has a single exon. Gene Ontology annotation, biological process: monoatomic cation transport; copper ion homeostasis. Bases 1 to 2847 code for a protein of 948 amino acids. NCBI's taxonomy places the organism in Eukaryota, Euglenozoa, Kinetoplastea, Trypanosomatida, Trypanosomatidae. The record is from RefSeq and is a predicted model, not a curated record. Gene Ontology annotation, cellular component: membrane. Gene Ontology annotation, molecular function: ATP binding; P-type divalent copper transporter activity; ATP hydrolysis activity.